Brassica rapa (field mustard) is the source of this 7631-nucleotide messenger RNA. RefSeq names its product S-protein homolog 9-like. NCBI's taxonomy places the organism in Eukaryota, Viridiplantae, Streptophyta, Magnoliopsida, Brassicales, Brassicaceae. The record is from RefSeq and is a predicted model, not a curated record.
AUUAUUUUUAAAAAUUAAUGAAACCAUUAAACUAUUGUUAUAUCGUGUAGCAUUUACAAAUAAUACACGAUUCAUGUAAACAUGUUCUCUAAUAAUAUUUACAAAACUACUAGUCAAACAUUAGUAUAUUGAAAGUUUAUGAUUUGUAUAGAAGAUUUAAUACGUUAGAAACUGUCAAUUUUUAUUUUAUUUUUAUGAAAUUUUGUAUUUAUUUCUGACCAAAGUUCUCAAUAUAUUAAAAUUACAUUUACCAUAUAUAUAUGUACAAGUGGAAAAUAAAACACAAUUACGCCAUUAAUAUAUAUUCACAAUUACAAAAGUGAACAUUGACUACUUUUCGUUUGAAGGUAAAUACUAGAUCUUGAUCCGUGCAACCGCAUGGGUGUUAUUUUCAGCUAUAUAUAUAUAUUUUUUUUAUUUUAUAUCAUUAGUGGUAUACAUUUUUAAUUUUAAUCAUAUAUUUAAAUGUUUAUAUAAUUAUUUCAAAUACAAUCAUUUACAGUUUACAUUUUGUAAAUAAUCAAUUGUUUAAAACCGUCACAUUUAUUUGUUGCUUAUUUUUCUAUAUUUAUCUGCAUUUGGUUAUUAAACAAAUUAAUAUGUACAUGAAAAAAAUAUUUGAAAAUUAUUUUGUAUUUAAUUUAUGUGAAACUUUUACCCGCCUUCAAAACUGAUUUUUCUUUUAGUAAUAUUUUACGUUUAUUUAUUUUAUAUAAUAUAUUAUUGUAUAUACAAAAGUCUAAAAUAUGCUAAUUCUUAAACAUGUAUUGUAGUCUGCUAAUCUUUAGCCGUUUUGUCAUCGUAUUAUAUUUUUUACCAUAAAUAUUUUCUGUUAUGAAAAUAAAAUUUAUAAAUCUAUCAAUUUAAUAUAAUUUUAUCAUAUGUAGUUUAAUAAUAUUUUUAUUUUAACAUGAUUGAUUAUGAUUAUAAAAUAGAUAAAAAUAGGACAGAAUUUUUAUUUUAAAUUUUAUAAACAAUAACUGUAUAUAUAUUAAUGCAUAAUAAUAGUUCAUUGAUAAUUAUGAAAUUAGUGAAAAUAUUUAUACAAACGUUUUGAAAAUUAUGAUAUUGUUAAAAUAGUUAGAUCAACAUAAUAACUUCUUUUUAAUAUGAUUGAUAGUGAUUAUAUGAUAGAUAAAAAUAUGAUAGAAUAUUUAUUUUCAUUUUUAAAAUGAUAAAUGAAUAUAUUAAUGUAUAAUAAUAUUUCAAAACUAAUCACAAAAUUAGUGAAAAUAUUUACAUAUAAUUUUUGAAAUUAAGAUCUUGUUAAAAUCUUUUUUAAACAGAUUUCUUCGAAAUUAGAUAUAUAUAUAUAUAUAUUUAAAUGAAAAGAUGUCAAAAGAUAUUAUUAUUAAAGUUGCUUAAAAAUUCUAUAUAUUACUAGUCUUAUCAAAAUAUUUAAUAAAUGUUUUUAAUGAUGGUCCAACAUAAAAAUCACACUUGAAAGGAAAUUGUGACUUUUAUUUAAAUAAAAUAGAUAUUACCCUCUUAAGAAGAUCAUGCAACGGAGACUGAAUGCAUGAGCAUCACUUCAUGACAUACUUUAAAUAACUCACGAGUUUUAUCCUUUUGGUACUCCUAUAUAUCAACCUAAAAAUAUAGAACACAUCGACAAAUCAAAACAAUGAAUCCCCUUUCAUGCUUUUUGAUUGUCAUUGCAUUGUCUGCUGAGUUGAGUAACGGAGAGUCUUACGACAAAGACUCGGUCCAUUUUAUAAACUCUCUUAAUCCGAACAACAUUCUCAGGGUCCAUUGUCUAACGCACGAUGAUGAUCUAGGCUAUCAUUUGUUGAGUCCUGGACAAACCUAUGAAUUCAGUUUUUAUGAAAGUAUUUUCACGACUAAAGUCAAUUGUGCCUUAUGGCAGGGACCUGGUUUCAAGUUCUAUGCAAUCUUUAGGGCAUAUACAGGUGGUGGUUUCAUUGUCCACUAUGGUAGGAAAAACUUUUGGGAUGCAAGAGAAGAUGGUAUAUAUAUCUCACAUGGUAAAGAUUCUCCCAAAUUAAAGUACAACUGGUCGACCCAAGCCCUUUCACCAAUUUAUUAAGUGGACAAAUUAAACAUAUAUGUAACUUAUUGCUCAAUUGAGACUUUCGAUGUCUCUUUCUAAUAACAUAAAUAAAGACAUAUUUAUAUAAUUUUAAUAAAAUGAAUUAAAUAUAAUUAUAUUCACUUCAUUUCAUACUCAUAAAUUUGUUCCUAUGACACAUUAAAAACACGUUAAAUUUAAUUAUAAAUACAUCAAAAACGAUUGUCAAUUUACAAUAACACUAAAACAAUAGUAAUUCAAUAAAAUUAAUUAAUUUUAGCCAAACAUGCAAAAUAAAUAAAAAUUAUAACAAUAGUAUUUUUUGCUAAAAUUGCAACAACAACAAAAAAAUCUAUCAAAAUCGCAAAACAUCAAUUUGUUUUGUAAGAACCACAAAAUUAAAUUUUCCAGCAAAACUUAUCCAUGUUUUUCCUCAAAAAUGCAAAAUCAAUUUUUCUAUACAAAAAUAGCAAAAUUAAAAUUUCUCAUAAUAAAUUAUGUUUUUAUAUCACAACCGCAAAAGGAAAAAAAAUUCGCUAAAAUUUUCAUAAUUUUGUUUUGUACCAAAAUCUUGUUUUUCGCCAAAACUUAAAAAUUAAAUUAUUUUUUAAACCGCAAAAUUAUUUUUUUCACCAAAACUGAUUUUUUUUAUUUUCCUGACAAAAAUUCAUGUUCUUGUUUUCCUUCGAAACCAAAAAAAAAGCAAGUCUCCCCCCCCCCCCCCCCCCCAAAAAAAAAAAUGCAAAUUGAGUGUUUCCACCAGAGUUAUAAAAAUCUAGUUUUCUUGUAAAAUUAGUUCCAUAGAGAAAUUCCUUCUGGUUGUCAAGAUACGCUCCUUGUACUGAAAGUCUGUCGCUGGUAUAUCUUAGGUGGCCGGUUUGGAAGGUUUAGUGAGACUGGCUGAACCACAGAUUUCAGGGCUACAACAUGAUGGUAGCGGAGGCGGUGGAGGAGGUGAGCAUGCUAGUGGUUACGGAAGUAAAGUUGGCGAAAAUGGUGGUGCGGGUGAAUGUGAGUUUAGAGGUGCUGUAGGAGGUGUCCCUUAAUUAUUGCACACAACCACAUUUAAAGUGACCACAACCACAUACGUGUUGAUGCUAAACUCUAUAGAUAUUACUAGAAGCUCAAGAAGAAAAAUAAGAGAAAUAUUUAAACACACAAAUGCACUAUUACAAAACAAUACGCAAUAGAUAUGUGGAGGUCAACAAUAAAAUGAACAAAAGUGUUAAUCAAUAUCUACCUUUUUAUUCUCGAAAAAAGUAUUCAUAUUUGAACUUUUAGGAAACACCAAACAUAAUAAUCAAAUACACUUCCGUGUUACGGAACUAAAUUGUCAACUAAAUAAGAGAAUAUUUUAGCAACAAAAAACAUAGUAGAAAACUAUGUGCAUAUUAAUCUUACUUUAAAGAAAAAAUACAAAGGAAAAAAUAUUAAAAAAAUAUAUUAAACAUGAAAUCACAAAAAAAUUGAAUAUACAAUAUGCUUAUAAUGCGGCGGUAUUCUACUUUUCAAUAAAUUUGAUUAGUCAAUCACAUAAUUUAGCGAUUUCUCUAUGCACAUAUUAAAAUUUAUCUUCGCUCAUUAUAAUAAUAAAUUAAAAUAAAAUGUCUUAUAGCAUAAUUUUCGACAAAUUAUUCACCCUUCAAGUUACGUCUAAAACUAUUUAGUGACAUAAACUUUUAACAUAUGUAUAUAUAAUCCAUGUGUUACUCAUCAACUAUGUCUUAAUAAAUGGUGUUUGUUCUCAUUUAACACAAAAUAUUACUUUCCUCUAUUAAAUUUUACAAGAAUUUUUUAUUUAAAUUAAAACAAAAUAUUCAACCUACAUAAUCGGUCUGAAUUUUUUGUAAUCCAAAUUACAAUAAAUAAAGACUAAUACCACAUUCAUAUAUGAGUUUAAAUAUAGGUUGCACAGAAGCUUCAUUGGAAAUAUGCUUUCCGUUUCGAAACCGGAAUCAGAAUUUUGUGAAAGUUUACGAAAUUUUGGUUCCAAAAAGAUUCAAAAAUCUCCUAUUUAAAAACAUGUCGGGAGCUUACUAUUCCGUUUUACUAUCAUGUUCCCGUUUAAGAAAACACAAUACAUAGAAUAUAAAAUCAUGUUUUUUUGUUUUUUUGUAUAAAAUCAAAAAGUUAUUAAUACUUAAAUAAAAAAAAAUAAAAAUUUGCAAAUAUUAAAACUAAUACAGUAAAUAAUAUUUAUGCCCUGAAUUCUUAUUAGAGAUAUAACAUAUAUGUAUAAAUAUAUUGUGUUAAUUAUUUAUGAAAAUUUUAAAAUAAUUAAUUGGGUAAUAAUUUUUGAAGUUAAUUUAUUUAUAUUUUCAAAAUUAUAAUAAAUGAUUAUAAAUGAAGAAUUUUUUUUAAUUUGAAUAAAAUAUUUUAGUCAUAAGUUUUAUAAAUUUUUCUUAUAUUUAAUAUGUAUAUAUAUAUAUAUUUGGAUAUAUGUUUCCAAAACGUAUCCGCUUCCUAAUGUUUUGAAAAUUCUCGCUUCUAUGCAUCCAUACGGUUCCAUUUCCGCAUACCCGUUUCCACGUACCCGCUUCCGUAUACCCCUUUCGAUUUCAUGUAAUAUAUGUUUAAAUUAUUCAAACUACAAAAAUACUCUAAGUAAAACAAAAUAUACCCAAAACAUUCAUACAUAUUAUAUGUCCAACUUACAAUCAGUUGUUACGUCUGGCCGCUGACAACACAUAUCUACUAUUAAAUAUUUUUUAAAAAAAUUGUAUUUAAACACUUAAAUUUCAAAAAGUAUUUAUUUUGUUAGACAAGUAUAUAUUAUGUAAGAAGUAAACCUUAAAAUUAUAAUGCAGAAUUGUUUUUGUAAAAUUUCUGUAAAAUAUGUAAAUACAAAUCAAUAAAAUUGAAGAAGAAAUAUAAGAAAUGAUUUAAUCUAAAAUUAUUUCCCUGUUUGACAUUUUCUGCGUCUCUGUGUAUAGGAUGAACAAUCACCAAAAUUUAAACAAUUGCAAAACAUUCAAUAUAAGAAAAUCAAAAUUUUUGAUACCAAAACAUUAAACCAAACAUCAAUAAAGGUGAAAGGGGAAGUGCAUUAUCAUCUCUGAUUCUGCAAAUUAUUAUUUUUUGAAUAAUGCAUGAAAGUUGUCACUCACUUAAACAUCAUGAACAAGAUUUACUUUGGAUUUCACCAUAGAUGUUAUCAACAAUUCAGAAGAAACAAAUCAGUCAAAUUAAAAUGCUUAGAAGUAGAAUCAAAACAUAAAGAGCAUAAAAGACUAAUAGCACAUCCAAUAUGACAAUAAUAUAAAAAGCAAUUUAUAUUUAUCUAAUUUAUUACUUUAGAAAUGAUUUGGUUAAUGGUUCGAAAUUAUACAAAGCUAUUAAAAGUACAUGAAAAUAAAAUAGGGACCGUAAAAAAAUUUAUAUUGCAUAAUCCGCGCGUAGCGCGGAAAAAAGAUCUAGUUUACAAAUAAGAAUGCUGCACUAAUUUACAAGACUUCAAUAUUUGUAUAUAAAUUAAAAUUUUGAAAAUAUUUAAUGCUUAAUAAGUAAGAUAUUUUGAUAUCCAAUGUAGUAAUAUGAUUACAGAAAUAUGAAAAGGUCAAAAGUAUCUAGCUAAGUAUUAACUAUUAAGUAUAUAGUGAAGCAUGUGCUUCAGGAUCCGUAGACGAUAAAUAAUUUAUAGGAUCAAUAAUUAUUAAGUGUUUCUAUUGGUAACGUCUCUAGUUAGAGCAUACACUAACUGUGUUUGAUACCCCCAAAGCAUUGUGUUUUUAUGUAUUUGUCACUUUCAUUCUGAUGUGAAUGUUCUCUUUUUAGUGGUUCAAUCAUUUUGUUCAGAUCAAACAAUAUUUUUUUGUCAAACAAUAUUAUUGGUGGAGUUGUUUGCAUUAACGGCUAUAUGAACAACAUCAAAGCUUAGUUCUCUCUUUGGCUUUAGAUUUUAUUUGAGUUUUUAAUAUCUAUAUUUAUGUACUUUCGAUAUUUGUUUUCUGUUUAGUUGGAGUUUUAUGUUUUUCUUUCUUUUGUUGAGUUUAAAAGACUAGGAAGCAAAUCAGUUUUGUUACAUGCAGUUUGGAAUUAUGAAUUAAUUAUUCUAAAUUAUUUAAUGGCAGUAUUUCACUUAUUUGUUUUAUUACCGUGUAAUUUAUAAGAAAACUUAUGCUUUGAUAUUAAGUUUAGAGAGUUAUUUAUGUGUUAUGAACAUGCGUUUAAUUGUUUAAUCUCUAAAACGGCUAAAGUAGAUAUAUUGUUAAUGAAUAAUUAGAUUUAUCAUUAUAUAAUUAACUAUAAUAAUAAUAAAAAUAUCAUUAUCUUUUUUUUUGUUUAUUAAAUGUAACUUAUGAAUAUUUCGAUAACUCAAUGUAUAUAUUUAUCAAGUAAACCAAUGAAUUAUUAUCAUUAUCUCAAUUUGUUUGUUUUUUUUUAAGUUUUCUUCUAAAUUUUCAUCGAACUUUAUUUUUUAUUUACUUUUUAUUUAUUUUAUUUUUACUUGGAUUUGUGUGUUUCAAUUUUUUUUGGUAAUUUAAUACAUUUUUCUGGUUCAAAAAUACAAAGUAGACUAAGAGAGACCAAAAGUUCAUAUUCUUCGUUGUCCAAAAAAGAAAUUCACAUUCUUAUUUUAUUGUGUGUAAUAUUUGAUAUAUAAUUAUGAUCUCAUGGUUUCAUAGUUUUAUAGUUUUUCUUUGUACUAAGAAGACGUAAACUGAAAUAAAAAAUCAAAGAAAACUAAAAUGAUUAAGAAUAUAAAAAAUAAAUUAUUGUCAUGUUUAAAUCAUAAAAAAUAUACUAAUAACUAUCUACAUAUAUAUAUAUAUAUAUGUUUGCUUCACUCAUGUGCUGCCACCUCAGCGUCCAGCUAGAAAAGUCGUGCUACGUAGUGAUGACACGUGUCCCGGUUCUUCCGAAACGUAGAGCUUCAUUAAUCUGAAUUCGGAUGGGAUUUUUUCUUAGCAUAUACGGGCUCUGUGAUAUUGUUACUUGCUGGGCUUCCUUUUUCAGAAAACGACACCUCCGUUUUCCUCUUCUCUUUGCGUCGCCAAAAAAAAAGUUUUUUUUCGACGAAAGCUCGAUCAUUCAUCUAACCGGCAUCAAAUCUCCAUCUGUAAUACGUGAAGCCAUUGUUUCCGGCGAUAGCCUGUUAGAGCCCGGCGGUGGUGUCUUUUGAUUGACUUCCAACUCACCUUUAAAUAAAUUCUUGGAAACGUUACGAGAAUCAGUUCAUCCAAUCGUCGUCUUUAACACCCUCAUCAACAACAUCUACCACUCUUCACACGAUCCGUCAUUCAAUGUAUCCCCAUUAUUGCUAUUGUGUGAAUCACCACUAUAAAUAGACUUGAGGGAUGGCCAUUGGACCACCACAGUGGAGGUCCGCCUAUUUUGGGAGGCUAGGUACGUGAAGCGAGGAUUGAGCUUAUGUGUAUAGACAUGCUCAUCCUAACGCAAAGUAUGGUUGUUGUAUUUCCACCGUCGAGGUCCGCCUCCUAAGGUUCAGGAAUUUGAAUGCUCCUCCUCGACGCAAAGGUAACUCCAGCAUUAAAAUCUUUAAAUAUUCGAGAGAUGAUUAUUGUGUGGUUUGUUGAUUCUGUUUCACUUUGUUCAGGAAUUGAUUAUUAAAUUUUUUUAUCCAAAUAUUUUUGUAAGACCA